This is a messenger RNA of Penicillium canariense, 1131 nucleotides long. RefSeq names its product TFIIH/NER complex subunit TFB3. The record is from RefSeq and is a predicted model, not a curated record. The transcript is spliced from 3 exons. Gene Ontology annotation, molecular function: cyclin-dependent protein serine/threonine kinase activator activity. Gene Ontology annotation, biological process: positive regulation of cyclin-dependent protein serine/threonine kinase activity; regulation of transcription by RNA polymerase II; nucleotide-excision repair. Gene Ontology annotation, cellular component: transcription factor TFIIH holo complex. The coding region runs from base 1 to 1131 and encodes 376 amino acids. NCBI's taxonomy places the organism in Eukaryota, Fungi, Ascomycota, Eurotiomycetes, Eurotiales, Aspergillaceae.
AUGGCCUCCAAGAAUGGGAUCGACCGUCGGGAUGAGGACGAGGUCUGCCCCGUCUGCAAAUCUUCGCGAUACCUCAACCCGAACAUGCGAUUUCUCAUCAACCCGGAGUGCUACCACAAAAUGUGCGAGUCUUGCGUCGACCGAAUAUUUUCGUCUGGCCCAGCCAGCUGCCCCGUUGCCGGGUGUCGGAAGACGCUGCGUAAGAACCGAUUUCGCCAGCAAACCUUUGAGGAUAUUGGAGUCGAACGAGAGGUGGAUAUUCGGCGGCGCGUGAUGCACAUCUUGAAUCGCCGCGAAGACGAGUUCGAUUCCAAGCGCAACUAUGACGAUUUCCUCGAGCAGCGCGAAGAUAUCAUCACCAACCUAGUAUCCCGGAUCGAUGUGGCGAAAACGGAGGCCCAGCUACAGAAAUACGCACAAGAAAACAUGCAAUCAAUCCGAGUGAACCAGGCACUCGAGGAACAGGAAGCUUCUUCAUUCCAAAAACGGAUGACCCUCGAACAAGAGGAGGCCCGGGUACGACGGCAGGCCGCACGAGCGGAGUACGAGAGCGAGCGGCGCGAGAUGCAGGCUACACGAGAAGAUUUCCUCGUCCGUUUGGCAUCUGGGUCCGCGGCAGAUGCAGCUGCUAUCGCUCGCGAGGAACACAAGGUGCAGCUCAAGAAGUCGUCCGCCCGGCGCAGUGAGGAGGACCGCAUCCGACAGAAGCAGGCUGCUCUCCGAGGUACCGAGACCAAGCGCAUGGGUACAUCACUCACGACGGCAGAUACCGCUGGUCCCGCUGCAGAUGCCGGGCUUAUCAAGGGCUUGCGCAAGAUCAAGACUCCCGAGCCAGAGAAGCCGUACGAUCCCUUCAUGGGUCUCGUGCCUGGAAAGCGCGAUUACUACACCCAACAGGAGUCCUACCCGUCCACCUACCUGGACAAACUCCGAACAAAUACUGCGGCGCUGGCUGGUGGAUACGAUCUGCAGGAAUACUACUCGCGCACCCUUUUGGAGGCAUUCGCUGGCCUGGGCUGUUUUGUUCAGGAAGAGGUUGCGCAGCGUGAUGCUAUGUCUUCCCUUGGCCUUUCCAAAUCGACUGCAACUGAGGGGGCUGCUAUGGCCGCCGUGGAUGAGAACAUUGCAUGA